Messenger RNA from Gigantopelta aegis, 1224 nucleotides. Its product is annotated as zinc finger protein 431-like. The coding region runs from base 76 to 1224 and encodes 382 amino acids. Gene Ontology annotation, biological process: regulation of transcription by RNA polymerase II. NCBI's taxonomy places the organism in Eukaryota, Metazoa, Mollusca, Gastropoda, Neomphalida, Peltospiridae. Gene Ontology annotation, cellular component: nucleus. Gene Ontology annotation, molecular function: RNA polymerase II transcription regulatory region sequence-specific DNA binding; DNA-binding transcription factor activity, RNA polymerase II-specific. The record is from RefSeq and is a predicted model, not a curated record. The transcript has 2 exons.
AGAGGCUCCCAACGAAACAAAAGACUGUUAAGCUGAUCAACUACAUGUACCAAGAUCCACUGUCUUGAAUGCAACAUGUCAAACAGUGAUGAUCAAUGUGCCGAACGUGAGGUCUCGGCAAAACAUUGUGAAAACAACCCAGAUCAUUCUUGUGAAAAACCUUUUCAGUGUGGGAUGUGCUUAAAGUGUUUCUCUCACAAGUCUUACAUUGAGCAGCAUAUGAGGAUCCACAUUGGUCAACGACCAUAUCAGUGUGAGGUGUGUCGAAAGUGUUUUCUUUGGAAUACUUCCUUGAAACAGCAUAUGUUAAUUCAUACUGGAGUGAAGAAUUUCAAAUGCGAGGUGUGUGCAAAACAUUUCUCUAAGUGUUCUACCUUGAAAACUCAUAUGUUGUUUCACAGUGCCGUUAAACCUUUUAAAUGCGAGGUCUGUGCAAAAUGUUUCUCUCGGAGUUCCCACGUGAAAAGACAUAUGCUCACUCACACUGGAGUUAGCCCUUUCAAAUGUGACUUGUGUUCAAAAUAUUUCUCUUGCAAUUCUGAUUUGAAACAGCAUAUGUUGAUUCACACUGAUGUUAAGCAUUUUAGUUGUGAAGUUUGUGCAAAAUGCUUCAAAAAACGUUCUGACUUGAAAACUCAUAUGGUCAUUCACACUGGAGUUAGGCCUUUCAAAUGUGAGGUGUGUGCAAAAUGUUUCUCAAUAAAACGUCACUUGAAACAGCAUAUGUUGAUUCACACUGGUGUUAAACCUUUUAAGUGUGAGGUAUGUGCAAAACUUUUUUCACUAAAAUCUUACUUGAAACAACAUAUGUUUAUUCACACUGGUGUUAAACCUUUUAAGUGUGAGGUGUGUGCAAAACGUUUUUCUUUGAAUUACAACUUGAAAGAACAUAUGCUAGUUCACACUGGAGUUACGCUUUUUAGUUGUGAUAUGUGUGCAAAACGUUUCACUAAGAAGAAAUACUUGAAAAAGCAUGUUUUAAUUCACACUGAUGUCAAGUCUUUUAAAUGCGAGGUGUGUGGAAAAUGUUUCAAACUAAGAUGCAAGUUGAAAGUACACAUGCUAGUUCACAGUGGUGUUAAACCUUUUAGUUGUGAGGUGUGCACAAAAUGUUUUUCGUCGAAGACAUACUUGAACAAACAUAUGCUGGUAUCAGAGAGGCUACCAACGAAACAAAAGACUGUGAAGCUGAUCAACUACAUGUACGAAGGUCCACUGUCUUGA